Messenger RNA from Dothidotthia symphoricarpi CBS 119687, 3192 nucleotides. RefSeq names its product Na(+)/H(+) antiporter 2. The coding region runs from base 1 to 3192 and encodes 1063 amino acids. Gene Ontology annotation, biological process: regulation of membrane potential; sodium ion export across plasma membrane; intracellular potassium ion homeostasis. NCBI's taxonomy places the organism in Eukaryota, Fungi, Ascomycota, Dothideomycetes, Pleosporales, Dothidotthiaceae. Gene Ontology annotation, molecular function: sodium:proton antiporter activity. The record is from RefSeq and is a predicted model, not a curated record. Gene Ontology annotation, cellular component: plasma membrane. The transcript has 2 exons.
AUGGCGUGGGAUCACCUUUCCAUCACGAAGCCGCACUUGGUGUACAUCAUCCUGGGCGGCUUCACCAGCCUGUUUAUGCUGUGUUCCUCGGUCAUCAAGGAGCGCCUCUACAUUGGCGAGGCUACCGUCGCAACAAUCUGUGGCAUAAUCUUUGGCCCGCAUGCCGCCAAUCUCAUAGAUCCAUCCACGUGGGGAAAUGUUGAUCUGAUCACUCUCGAGUUCUCGCGCAUCGUUCUGGUUGUACAAUGUUUCGCCGUCGGAGUCGAACUGCCGAGAGCAUACAUGGAGAAGCACUGGAAGUCCGUCACGCUCUUGCUGAUCCCCGUCAUGACGUUUGGCUGGCUAAUCACGAGUUUGUUCGUUUGGGGUCUCUUCCAUACUCACCUCAACUGGCUCGACAGUCUCUGCGUCGCCGCCUGCGUUACUGCCACCGAUCCUGUCCUGGCCUCGUCAGUCGUCGGAAAGGGUAAAUUCGCGAAGCGCGUCCCAAAACAUCUGCGAGAUUUGCUUUCAGCUGAAUCAGGCUGCAACGACGGCAUGGCCUUCCCCUUUGUUUACCUGGCCAUCUACCUUAUUCGCUACCGCCCAGACUCUAGCAAGGUUGCCUAUCACUGGAUUUGCUAUACUAUUCUCUACGAAUGUCUUUUUGGUGCUAUAUACGGAGUUGUCAUUGGCUAUCUCGCUCGUCGUGCUGUGCGUUACGCCCAUGAAAAAGACCUGAUCGACCGAGAGAGUUUCCUCGUGUAUUACUUCGUUCUGGCUCUCUGGUGUGCCGGGACGGGUAGUUUGCUCGGCUUGGACGACUUGCUUGUUGGAUUUGCCUGCGGUAUAGGCUUCUCCAACGAUGGUUGGUUUCUUGAAAAAACCGAGGAAUCGCAUGUUUCCAACGUUAUCGAUCUGCUGAUCAAUUUGGCUUUCUUCGUUUACUUCGGCACUAUCAUUCCCUGGGACUCCUUCAACUCCCCAGACAUUAUUGGACUCACGCCAUGGCGUCUUGUGGUCUUAGGUCUCUUGGUAAUUUUCUUCCGCCGCAUCCCCAUCAUGCUUGCGCUCAAGCCGGUCAUACCGGAUAUCAAGACGUGGCGUGAAGCGUUGUUUGCUGGACAUUUUGGUCCAAUCGGUGUCGGUGGCCUCUUCGUUGCCAUCCUUGCACGAGCUGAGAUGGAGACAGAGGAGACAACUCCCCUAGCUGUGCUCCCCGAGGAAGGGUUCGAACAUUUGAACAUCAUCGAGAUGAUUUGGCCGAUUACAUGCUUCCUCGUCAUCGUCAGUAUCGUGGUUCACGGAAGUUCGAUUGCCGUCUUCACACUUGGCAAACGCAUCAACACGCUAACGAUCUCUCUUUCAUAUACUCAAGCAAACGAGGAUGGACCAAAAUGGAUGGAUCGUCUUCCGCGCAUCCAGUCUCGGUCGCGGACUUCCAUGUCUGGCCGUGCACAGUCGAUAUCAUCCAUGGACGAGAAAGGGGAGUAUGGUAACGGUGAAGGUUUGCUGCCGGCUACGGGCGGUUUCCUGCGUCGUCAGAAAGAGGACGACGAUACCAGCCGCUCAAAUUCUGUUCGCCCGUCAAAUCGGCGGAAACGCUGGGAUGCUGGCAAAGGUCCAGGUGGACCGAUUUCUCAGUCAGCCAUCGCCCCCUCCAGGCGCGAGGAAGAAAAGGCCCAGGACAGUGAUGCGUUCGCAGACGGUAAUGCUGUAUCUAGCGAUAGCUCGUCAAACGGAAAGGAGAAGAUGAAGGAAGAGCCGGAAGAAGAGAUCUACCAAGAGGGUCACAAAACCGUUGUUGAAGAUGAAGAAGGCAAUGUUUUGGGUGUCAGGGAUUCGCAUGGAGAGCAUGGCGCGAAAAGACGGGACUCUGAUAACGCGUACGCACGAAGACUGAUGAAGGAGCAAGAUGUUCAGCAUGGUGUUUCGCAGAAGGAGCACGGCGGUAAAACUGAGGAGGCACCUGGCAAGGCAAUGGACGCGAUCGAACAUCCUCAGAAGACUUGGCGGAAGCGGAUGCAGAGCUUCACUGCUACCCACCAUCAUGAUCACGAUCAUGACGAAGGAGUGGCCGAACCUCCCAAAGCUCACAAGCCCGCGAAGAAGAGUGGACCAGCUCUUGCGUAUCAGUUUGGCAACACCAUCAUUGUCGAAGACGAAGAUGGAGAGGUCAUCAAGAAGUACGACAUUCCCCACGCACCAAAAGACCAGCGUCCCGGCACACAGCGUGGCCAAUCCAUGAUCGAAAGCUCGGGCCGUGCAAUCCAGAGCUUGAAGAGAAUGGGAACACACAUGGGAAUCCCCACUACCCAUGAAGAGGCUGGGCCUUCAGGUACAAAGAAGUCAAAGAAAGUCGUUAAUGAAGAGGAUGACGACCGUCUCCGCUUUACUGUUAACGUUGGCGGCCGUAGGAUGAGCAAGCUUGAGUUCAUCCAGCAGAUGUCACAACUGGAUCCGAAGGCUCGUGCUAAAUUCGUUCAGAACAGCGAUGCGCCCGAGGCCGUGAAACGUGAAGCAAACCAGGAAGCAAAAGACCACAAGGAUGCUGAGCGCCGACACGCAGCCUCAGAGGCGAAUGUUCCUCCGGUUGUUGGUGAGGAGGGCGAGGCGGAGAUUCAGAAGAUCGAAUCUCCUGCAGCCGAAAGGGAGGGACGGGCUCGUGGUCCUGAAGGGUUGACUCUAGUGGACAGCAACGAGGAAGACAUUCCCUUCCACUCGAUGCAUGAGGAUCUGGAAAACUACUUUCAGGAUAACAAGGAUGAGACUCCUGCACAGCGUCGACGUCGUCUUGCGACCCAACAAUCAGCAACAGCUGUGCAGCGGGCGGAUAACGAACGACGUGCGAUACCUCCAAGUUCUCCAAGUGAGGGGAAAGCACGAGGCGGAAUUGGCUUCGAAGGCGAGACACCAGCAGAACGCAAGCGUCGUCUCGGUGCACUCGGGGUAAUGGGAGAUGAGACUCCAGACUCCGAUUCUGAAGGCGAAGAGACUGGCGAUCCGCUCGAGACUGGCCGCGGUACCCACAACAGAGUAGCUGAGCAGAAGCAGACGCAGAUUCGUCAACCACCAAGGGCUCCGGGUAUCCGAUUUGCGGAUCAGCCUCGUAUACCCACCAAAGACGAGCGUGCCGCACAAGAUGCGGAAGAAAAAGUAAAGCAUGAAAGCGGAAAGAAGAGCGGCCUUGGGAGGCUGUUGGGGAGAAAAUGA